AUGACAUGUAGAUCCAGAAAGAUCUUUCUCGACCAUCCCGACGCCCCGCCGCGCCGCGCACGCACGCUCCACCACCUUUCAGAACCUUCCAACACGUUCCAGACUCCACCCCUUCUCACCACCUAUAUAGAGCCGCCCCUCGGGCCUCGUCACUCCCCACUCCAAGAAUCGCAAGAGCGACAGAGCAAUCCACAGAUCAAGAAACCAAGCAACCAAAGCGAGAGAGAGAUCAGCGGCGGCGAGAUGGAGGCGAGGAUGUUCGGGCUGGAGACUCCUCUGAUGGCGGCGCUGCAGCACCUGCUGGACAUCCCGGACGGCGAGGCCGGUGCCGGCGGCGACAAGGCGGGCGCGGCGAGCGGGCCGACGCGCACCUACGUCCGCGACGCGCGCGCCAUGGCGGCGACCCCCGCCGACGUCAAGGAGCUGCCCGGCGCGUACGCGUUCGUGGUGGACAUGCCGGGGCUGGGCACCGGCGACAUCAAGGUGCAGGUGGAGGACGAGCGGGUUCUGGUGAUCAGCGGCGAGCGGCGCCGCGAGGAGCGCGAGGACGCCAAGUACCUGCGCAUGGAGCGGCGGAUGGGCAAGUUCAUGCGCAAGUUCGUACUACCGGAGAACGCCGACAUGGACAAGAUCUCCGCGGUGUGCCGCGACGGCGUGCUGACGGUGACCGUGGAGAAGCUGCCGCCGCCGGAGCCCAAGAAGCCCAAGACCAUCGAGGUCAAGGUCGCCUGAAGGGAUCGAACGAAGCGAGGUCAGGGUAGUUCCAGUGAGUUGCAGUGAGGACGAGCAGAGCAGUGGUGUGGUGGUGGUACGAGUAGUCGUGAAGUGUUCCUUUCCUCUGGUAUCCGUCUUUCUUUGCCUCGUAUGUCCACUUGUUUUUUGUUUGAGUUGAGCCGUACUGGGUUGAUGCUACGUGAUGGAGAAGCCGAUGUCGCGAUGCUUUCGGAAUAAAUAAAUCUAUGUUCUGUA
Phragmites australis (common reed) is the source of this 969-nucleotide messenger RNA. RefSeq names its product 17.5 kDa class II heat shock protein. The record is from RefSeq and is a predicted model, not a curated record. Lineage: Eukaryota; Viridiplantae; Streptophyta; Magnoliopsida; Poales; Poaceae. The transcript is spliced from 2 exons. Gene Ontology annotation, biological process: protein folding; protein complex oligomerization; response to salt stress. Bases 1 to 732 code for a protein of 243 amino acids.